CACCUUCACCACCACCACCAUGGGCGUCGCAUUUGACUACUACCCGGACCGACCGGAGAACAUUGACACGAUCCUGAACGGCCUCGAUCGCUACAACCCGGAGACGACGGGCGUGUUCCAGGACUAUGUGGCUGCACAGUGCGAAAACCAGCUCUACGACAGCUACGCGAACCUGGCGCUGCUAAAACUUUACCAAUUCAACCCUCACCUCGCCCGCGACGAGACCAUCACCAACAUCCUCGUCAAAGCCCUCACAGUCUUCCCCUCCCCAGACUACAGCCUUUGCCUCUCCCUCCUUCCUCCCCACGUCCUCCAAAAGACCGCUCAGUCAGGACCUCCCACCUCGGGUUCCCUCACCGAGAUUGUUCAACAUCUUGGGAUCCUCCACACACAACUCAACAACGCACAAUAUUCGCAAUUCUGGGAAACACUAUCCGACGAUGACACCUACGCAGACCUGACCGCUGAUGUGGCCGGAUUCGAAGACACUAUGCGCGUGAGAAUCGCCGUGGUCGUCUCACAAUGCAUGCAAGAAGUUGCACGCGAUGUUCUAGAGUCGUGGUUGAAUCUCGAUGGGGCUAAAUUUGAGGGCUUCAUCAAGGAGGUUUGUGGCUGGAAUAUCGAAGGCAAUGUGGUAAAGGUGCCUCUAAACAAGGAGAAUGAGGCGAGGAGUGUGGUGCAGAGGGAGACUGUCAAGUUCGAUCAGUUCUCGAGGAUGAUUAAGAGGGCGUAUGAGCAGCCCGCUUGACCGCCUGCAUUGGUGACUUUAUUUCCACGGGAGAGAGAGGGAGAGAGAGGAGGACAAGGAUAUUGUUGCAUGCAUAAUUCCCAGAUGAGGGGAGAUCAACGGCCAGCGAAGGCGUUCGGGAAUGGGAUUGAACAAAAGGCGGAUCAUACCAAGAUCUGACAUGAUCUGAUGAUCAGCACGAAAGAUGGCCCGCUGAGGCCUCGCUUCUAUACUAUGAUGAGCUAUGGCCCACAAUGAACGAGAAUUGGCUUACUGCUAGCCAAAUUGACUGA
Sphaerulina musiva SO2202 is the source of this 1020-nucleotide messenger RNA. RefSeq names its product eukaryotic translation initiation factor 3 subunit K. Lineage: Eukaryota; Fungi; Ascomycota; Dothideomycetes; Mycosphaerellales; Mycosphaerellaceae. Gene Ontology annotation, molecular function: translation initiation factor activity; ribosome binding. Gene Ontology annotation, cellular component: eukaryotic translation initiation factor 3 complex; cytoplasm. The coding region runs from base 20 to 748 and encodes 242 amino acids. The record is from RefSeq and is a predicted model, not a curated record. Gene Ontology annotation, biological process: regulation of translational initiation. The transcript has 2 exons.